CACUCCCAGCACUGAGUGUAAUGUGAGGAGGGAGGUGCACAGGGACUCUCCUCCAUCCAUUCCCACAUCAUCUCUUCUCUUGUGCUGAGUGCACGGCCGGGGACAGCUGCUGCUGCUGGGAGUCCUCCAGAACCCAGUUGAACAUGGCUUUCAAUGACCUAACUUCCAGAGCAGUACUUCUUUACGACGAGUGGAUUAAAGAUGCUGAUCCACGUGUGGAGGACUGGCCACUCAUGUCCUCUCCAAUCCUCCAGACAACCAUUAUUUUGGCAUAUAUUUACUUUGUCUCGUCGUUGGGUCCCCGGCUGAUGGAGAACCGAAAACCUUUUGAUUUGAACAGGAUAAUGGCUGUGUAUAACUUCGUCAUGGUUAUUUUCUCUUUGUACAUGGUCUAUGAAUUCCUUAUGGCAGGCUGGGCUACGGGAUAUUCCUUCCGAUGUGACAUUGUGGACUACUCCAGGUCACCGCAGGCCGUUCGUAUGGCGUGGACAUGCUGGCUUUACUAUUUUUCAAAGUUUAUUGAAUUACUUGAUACAGUCUUCUUUGUAUUGCGUAAAAAGAACAGUCAGAUUACAUUCCUGCACGUGUACCAUCAUUCCAUCAUGCCAUGGACCUGGUGGUUUGGAGUCAAGUUUGCUGCAGGUGGUUUGGGCACAUUCCAUGCAUUGGUGAACUCUGUAGUACAUGUGAUCAUGUACACUUAUUAUGGGAUGUCAGCGCUGGGUCCAGCCUACCAGAAGUAUUUGUGGUGGAAAAAGUACAUGACUUCCAUACAACUGACCCAGUUUGUGAUGGUCACUUUGCACAUUUGCCAGUUCUUCUUCAUGAAGGAUUGCCAGUACCAGUUCCCGGUCUUCCUCUACGUCAUCUGUUCGUAUGGAGUCAUCUUUAUGGUCCUGUUUCUCAACUUCUGGUUCCAUGCCUACGUCAAAGGACAGCGGCUACCGAAAGCUUGUCAGAACGGCAAUGCCUACCAAAACGGGCAUGUGAAGGACAAACAUCAUUGAUGCUAAGAACACAAUUUCGAGCUGUACCACACAAUGGUAUCUUAGGAUUUGCAGUACUUGACAAUCAAGCAUCCAUUAGCAGUCAAUGGACCACAUUUGCACUUUUCUCCCCAUCGUGAAGAAAGCUCUGUAUUUUUACUGUAAUUUAUUUGGGAUUAUUUGCUGACAAAGGGAUGUACAGUUUUUUUUUUCCCCCCUUGUUUACUACAGAUGUACAUAGAUUAAUCACUGAUCACUCAGGAAACCAUAAGCUUGUUGGCAUGGAUGUGUAUGAUAAGUAUUGUUUACUUGGAAAAUCCUUUUGAACCACAUGUGUGAUCCUCCUCCACAUUAUCAUCAUCAGCAUCAUCAGUGAAGGAAUGAUAGCCCCAGUCCUGAGACAUGACACAGGUUGUUAUAACAGUGUCCAGUGCUGCUACCACAUUUCAAAUUUUGUACAAACAAUAAAAGAUAAAACAUAAAAAUGUAAA
Rana temporaria (common frog) is the source of this 1477-nucleotide messenger RNA. RefSeq names its product ELOVL fatty acid elongase 7 (gene ELOVL7). NCBI's taxonomy places the organism in Eukaryota, Metazoa, Chordata, Amphibia, Anura, Ranidae. Gene Ontology annotation, cellular component: endoplasmic reticulum; endoplasmic reticulum membrane. Gene Ontology annotation, biological process: very long-chain fatty acid biosynthetic process; fatty acid elongation, polyunsaturated fatty acid; fatty acid elongation, saturated fatty acid. The coding region runs from base 144 to 1007 and encodes 287 amino acids. Gene Ontology annotation, molecular function: fatty acid elongase activity. The record is from RefSeq and is a predicted model, not a curated record. The transcript is spliced from 8 exons.